AAUUUAAUUUUGAACCCAGUGUCUAUGUAAUAUAAUAGCAUAAUAUAUAAUAAAUAUAUAUACAAUUUUUUACAAUAGAAAUAUAAUACUAACAUGUUGAUCUCUAAUAUAUUAACUGCAAUUCAUUCUCUGGUUUUUAUAGUAUCUGUUAUUCUACUAAGAGAUGUACAUUCAUCAAGAGUAUUGGAACUUAGUGAUGGGUUCAUCGAAAUGAAAAAUGAUGGGCAUUGGUUUAUAAUGUUUUAUGCUCCUUGGUGUGGCCAUUGUAAGAGAUUAGAACCUAUUUGGCGUCAUGUUGCUCAAGCAUUACACAACUCUGAUAUAAGAGUUGGAAAAAUAGAUUGUACUAGAUAUAAAAGAGUAGUUUCAGAGUUUGGAUUGUCAGGGUAUCCUACAAUAAUGUUCUUUAGAGAUAGAGGAGGUGAAUUUAAAUUUAAUAGUGAACGAUCUACAGAAGAAAUGGUUCAUUUUGCAAAACGAUUGGCUCGUCCUCCCGUUCAAGAGGUUACUGAUAGUAAAGACAUUGAAAUGCUCAAACAAACUAAUAAAAACUUUUUUAUGUUUAUUGGAAAAAGUGUUGGCCAUACUUGGGAUCUCUUUUAUGAUUUGGCAAAACAGUAUCAAGCACAUUCUUAUUUUUAUAUUACUCCUGAAAUAAUUGGAAAACAGCAUUUUGUUUUUGGAGAAACUCCUGCGGUUGUUGUGUACAAAGAGGAACAACACUACUCUUUCAAUGCUGAAGAAUGGGAUAUGGACUUCAAUUCAAGCUUAACUCAAUGGAUAAACACGGAGAGAUUUGAAACUUUUGUAAAAGUAACUCGAUCAAAUAUUCACCAUAUGUUGGAGACUAACAAGUACUUAGUCUUAGCAUUAGUGGAAGAGAAUAAAAUUGAAAAGUUACCUCCACAUCAUUCAGAGUUUCUUCAAAUGGUAGAAUCAGUUAUUGUUAAGAAUAGAGAACGUUUUCAUAGGGAUUUUCAAUUUGGAUGGAUUGGUUCACCAGAAUUUGCCAAUUCUAUUAUUUCAUCAGAUGUAACCUUGCCAUCAUUAAUCAUUUAUAAUUCAUCUACUAGACAUCAUCAUUUUCCAGAAGAAAAACCACAUGAACUAUCACCAGAAUCAAUUACUUUAUUUCUAGAAGCUGUUAGAAAUCAAUCAGUAAAGGCUUAUGGAGGAAAUGGUGUAUUUAUACAAAUGUAUAGAAUGUAUUAUGAAACAAAGAAGUCUUUAGUAAACAUUUGGGUCAGCAAUCCUGCAGUUGCUAGUGUUUUAUUUGGAUUACCUAUAGGCUUCCUGCUAUUAAUAUGCUAUUCUACAUGUUGCACAGACAUCAUGGAUGCUAGUGAUGAUGAUGAAGAUGAUGUACACCAUGAGAAGAAAGAAUAAGAUACUCAUUCAAAUAUUCAAAAACAUUAAUUUAUUAACAGCUGUUAAGAUGUUGGAAAAAAUAUUUUAAAAUAAUAAAA
Molecule: messenger RNA, 1466 nt
Organism: Melanaphis sacchari
Lineage: Eukaryota; Metazoa; Arthropoda; Insecta; Hemiptera; Aphididae
Gene: Tmx3
Product: protein disulfide-isomerase TMX3
Exons: 12
Coding region: 94-1386 (430 amino acids)
Biological process (GO): peptidyl-cysteine oxidation
Cellular component (GO): endoplasmic reticulum
Molecular function (GO): protein disulfide isomerase activity
Source: RefSeq, a predicted model, not a curated record